CACCAAGAAGAACACCCAGUCCAGGUACCCAGCCCAGUCCAGUCAUGCAAGUACAGGAAGAUGAAGACAACCUCAUCCCCUUUGCCAAGUGUUCUAGAGUGGUCAGUCGAUGUCCACCUGCUAGCCUGCCUUCUCACAGCCUCAGACCGACACCUAAGGAUUAUGGAGAUAUAUUCUGGGAGAAUCUUACCCAAAAGUCCAGCCCUAUCUGGAUGGAGGAACGCUACAUCCCACCCAUGCUGAGAGCUACUGGUUACUCCCAGCCUAGCCUUUAUCCUCCUGAGGGGCUCCCACCCCCUGAGAUGCUUUGCCGAAGAAAGAGAAGGAAGCCUAGAUCCGAAGGAAUGCAGCAAGGACCUGGGGGCAUCCCAGCCCGGGUGAGGGCUGUUGCUUAUCACCUGGAGGACCUCAGGAGGCGCCAGAGAACCAUCAAUGAACUAAAGAAGGCCCAGUGGGGCACCUCUGAGGCUGCAGCUGAGCCACUGGAGGUUCACGAAGAGGCCUGUGGAUUCCUCAAGACAAGUGAAUACCCUGAUCUGGAAAAGGAGGAAGUAACCGAUCCACAGGAAGAGGGCCAUUUCAUCACUCGUGGUAGGGCCCAGUUGCUGUGGUCUCCCUGGAGUCCCCUCGGCCAGGAGGGGGCUUGCACCUCCAGGCAGCUGAGCUCUCUGGUCUACAGCACUGUCACAGCCAGGAGGAACCCUGUUUACAGUCCCCAGCCCAUGGAGUUGGAGUCUGAGGAGUUAGGAAAAGACCAUCCCAAGACACCCGCGCUGUUUUAAGGGCCCCAAACCUGUUCCAGCACCAGAACCAUCCCACUGUUAGCAUCAAAGAGGUUCCUGUUCCUUUGCCUGGAACUGCUGUUCCCACUCCCCACACCAGGCACUCAGCGCCCUUGGCUCCCGUCCCUGUCGCCCCUCUCACAGGAACUCCCAAGCCCGCUUUUCCAUAGGCCCGCUUCUGGCCUUGUUCUUUUCUGUGUUUUGUUAUUAAAGAGCAAGCAAGUAGA
Messenger RNA from Chinchilla lanigera (long-tailed chinchilla), 1009 nucleotides. RefSeq names its product inhibitor of CDK, cyclin A1 interacting protein 1 (gene Inca1). Gene Ontology annotation, cellular component: cytoplasm. The record is from RefSeq and is a predicted model, not a curated record. Lineage: Eukaryota; Metazoa; Chordata; Mammalia; Rodentia; Chinchillidae. Gene Ontology annotation, molecular function: cyclin-dependent protein serine/threonine kinase inhibitor activity; cyclin binding. Gene Ontology annotation, biological process: negative regulation of cyclin-dependent protein serine/threonine kinase activity; negative regulation of cell population proliferation.